AGAGGAACUUCCUCUUCCAGGUCAUCCAGGAGGAGGAUGGCAUCGCUGGUUCCUCUUGUUCUGUUUCAAGGGGUCGAAGCAGAUCCUGGGAGGUGAGUGGAGGGAAGGUCGGAGGAGAAGCCCGGAGCAAGUCGGGCCUUUUGGGUUCCUCCACGGCCUGGAAGCAGCGAAGGGACAAGGCUGAAACAUCUGGGCUGCUGCUGCUGCUGUAUAUUCUUUCCCUCCCUAAAGUUUUGAAACUGCUGCCUGUGAUUUUCUGCUGGGAGAUUUAAAAACAAUACAUAUUGUUCAUAUUUCUUAACCGCCCAUCUCCCUCGGCCUUCAGACAAGGAGGAUGCCAAGAAGAGCUGGACAACAGACAAUGAGAAGCAGCCUUAAAAUGCAAAAGAAGCCAUCAAUCAACAUUUUUUCCCAUUUCUUCCAGAAUGUGUAAAAACUCUUCUCCUUCCUCAGCAGAUGAGAGGCAAGGGAGAGAAUAACAAGAACAAAAUUUUGAGCUAGAAAAAAUAUGUGUAUGUGGAACUGAAGCAAACAUUACCUAAGAAGUGAAGGGGGAUAAUAUUGAAAUGCUAAAUAGUGCAAGUAACUGGACGUCAGUGGGAAGAAAAAGCUUCCUAGGACAGCCAAAAUGGACAGUUAAAAUCCGCCCUGUAGGACCAUAUGGCACUGUUGCUGGGCAACAAGGACCAAAAGCUGUCUCCAUGCCUUGGAAAUGCGAACGCUCUGUUGGAUAUUGGGCUCCUCCCUUCUUGAUCACAUUACAAAUGAUACUAUUCGACAACAUUUUUUUGUGGCACCAAUUAUAGAGAAGGUGAGUGAAGGCCAACUCUGCUGGUAUGGACAUGUCCAGAGGGCAGCACCUUCCAUCCAGAGGUGAGUUUCAGCAGGUUCUGACCAGUUCUGGAGAAUCGGUAGCGGAAAUUUUGAGUAGUUCGAAGAACCGGUAGUAAAAAUUCUGACUGGCCCCCACCCCCAUCUAUUCUUUGCCUCCCGAGUCCCAGCUGAUGGGGAGGAAAUGGGGAUUUUGCAGUAACCUUCCCCUGGAGUGGGGAGGGAAUGGACAUUUUACAGUAUCCUUCCCCUGCCACGCCCACCAUGCCACGCCCACCAAGCCAUGUCACGCCCACCAAGCCACACCCACAGAACCGGUAUGGCUGGUGACCUUUCAGGCAUCCAAAACAGAGAUGGCAAGAUACCAUCAACCAAGAUAUGCAAGCCAUUGGCCUGGGCCCUGGAGAUGCAGCUGACCAUGCAAAAUGGUGCUCAAUAAUGUGAAAAGCGAAAAUGCUAGAAACAAGAUUCCUUUUACUGAAACGUGUCUUAGUAUCAAACCUGAGGAAUAGAAUAGAAUAAUAGAAUAGAACAGAAUAGAAUGAUCUGUGUUAGUUAUAUUUGCCACCUUGAGUUAUUUCUACAUAUAAUAAAGGGGGAUAUAAAUAUAUAUUUAUGUAUUUUUAUACAGUAACAAAAUGUAUCUGGCAAUCCAACUCGUAUAACUCCAUAUGGUUUACAGCAAUGAAACCUUAUUACAGAAACCAAUAAACCCCCGUAUGUAGCAGGUGGCAAAAUGCAAAACCUCGGCAUUUAAAAUGUACUUGUCCUGCAACUACAGGGCACUUUUAGUAAAGUUGAUGGCAUUCUGAUGAUCUGGGAAUCCCAAAAAGGUGAUUCUUGCUUUUGUUCGAUUUUGAACUUAACCAAGCCUCUUGGCCUUACUAAUUAUGUUCAUGUCAGGCGCCAUUCUUGUUCAAAACAGCAAGGAGUCAAAGUGGAGAAUUAGCAGGAUUAGCGGCAUAUAAAUUUAAUAAAUAUAAACAAAAACCUGCUUCCAAAUCAAGUUUCUUGCGUGGAGGCAACUCUCCUAAUCCCAGGGCUUAGAGAACAGCCAGGUCUUCCUUAUUUUACAGAGGACCAGGAGGAUAAAGGCUUGUCAAACUUCAUGGGAAAGACUGUUUCAUAGGGCAGGGUCUGCAACGCAAAAGACACACUUCCUAGCUCCUAUCAGAUGGCAAUAUUUAACGGAAGGGGCUAGCAACAUGUCCACCCUAUCUGACCUGGUAGAACAGAUAGAUACUAAAAUAAUAAAGGUGGAACAAUGAUGGCAGCUGUCUAGUGAUUAAAGUGCAGCGUUGCUGGCUUACUCUGCCCACAGCUUGGAAUUUGAUCCUGACGGCGCUCGUGGUUGAGUCAGCCUUCCAUCCUUCUGAGGUUAAUAAAAUGAGGAUCCAGCUCAUCGGGACAAUAUGCUGACACUAUAUACUGAGAGUGCUAUAAAGCAUUGUGGGGGGGGGGGUUGCUAUUGAUAUAAUAAAGAAAUGGCUUUAAAGGUAAUGAUCAGCAUCUUCACUUGCACCUUAAAAGAAAUGAAUCCAGUGCAGCUCCACUACAAAGAUGUUAUACAUGCAACCUAGGGACACUGUUACUAUGUGUGCUGCUGCGUUCUGGACCAGUUAACAGUUUCUGGAUGGUCCAGGGCAGAUAAUCCAUACAGGAGGUGACCAAGGCAAGAAGGACCCACUGUGCAAAUCCUUCCUGGUCCAGAAAAGGCCAUAAUUGGCUGACGAGAUGAAUCUAUGCAAGGCCCCUCCCCUUUCACGAUUUCCUCGAGUGGGAGCCAUAAGUCCAGGAAGGCCCCCCAGGUUCUGUACCAGUUCAGUCUCCAAAGGUGAUCACAUGACCCCAGGACCCCGAAAUGGUCACAAAUAAGAUGCAAUUGCCCCAUUCCUAAAUUUUGAUGGUGUGACAAUGGGGGUUACUGAAAUAGUUGUGAGAAAAAGACUUGGAAUCUUCUAUUUACACCGGAACUGGCCAUGGAGGCAGAAGUAGAACCACUAUAAUAAAGUGCUCCCUAUUUCCAGUCCUGAAAAGCUGGUCUAUGGCAUUGAAACCUGAUGGGAGGUCUAGAAGGGACAUAAUGGUUGCAUCCUGUCUAUCUCAAACCCUCCAAAAGUCUAUGAGCAUUGCAACCAAUGGCAUUUUGGUGAAGUUCCCUGGCCUGAACUGUCAAGAGUUUUUUGCGAAAUCAAAUCCAAAAAGCACAUACAGGUAAACUGAUUCAGCAGGAUUCAUUAACUUCUUUAUAUACAUAAUAACACAUGGAAGUAAAUUUACAAUACCAACAGCAGAUUCUUCCAACGUGGUAGAGAGUUACCAGCAGAGGAGAGAAUAGUGCUUAGUUUCAAUUCAGCAGAGCAGAUAAGCCCAGACUUGUUUAGUUCUCAGCACAGAUCCAGAUCUGCAGAGCCACGCCCAGACUUCUUCCAGUUUCAGUUUCCAAUUCCGCUCCCAUUGGCUGAAAUGUUGCCAUGCCUAUUCAUUGGCUGACCUUAUUACUAUGUCUUAUUCUAGCCAGUCCCCAGUGGCUGACCUGUUGCCAUUGUGUUUACCUCAGUUCAUGAAUAUUCUGACAUGAACCCAGUCUGAGAAGGGCCCAGGUGCCUUUCUCCUCCUGCACAGCCCUUUCUCUGGGUGUCAAAGUCAAAGAGUGAGUUGAAGUCCCAGGCUGCCAGCCUUUCAUUGCCCUCUUCAGCUGCACUUACAAAAUAUCUUAAUCUGCAGAAAUGCCUUCAACUCCUCUGGCAGGAAAACCCUUCAUGCAUAAGAAACUGCUGUUGAAGGAAUCAAGCCGGUCAUGAUGCCAAGUGUCCGGAAGGAGGGAAAUGACUCUUCCAGCCCUCUCUUGAGCUUGGAAAAGAAAUAUGGGUAUUUCUUGGGUUGUGACAGCAAUUGGUGCCAGAAUUUCCAUUGCUAUGCAAUGAGGUUAUAAAAAAUGACAUAAUGGGACUACAUUGCUUAGUGAGGGCAAUCCUGGCAGUUCCAGUGGCUGUGGCUAUUCUAGCACUCUGUGGGUCAUUAAGUGAGGAUCUCAUGUGAUUUGGAUGGGAAGAGGUAGGUGACCCAGGCAAGCAGGCUAGCAGCUGAGAGUUACGGGCAAGUGGGUGGUCCCCAGGCCUACUCCUUCUUGAGCCUGGGAGAGGAAUUGAGAGCCAACUAUUAAAGCCCAGGACUCUUUAGAUCAGCUGCCUACAAACUAGCACCCUCCAAAUCUUUUGCCCAAACUGCCUGGGAAUAUUCAAUGCUGGAAUCUUGACUCCUCUGGAAAUUGACUCCUCAGAGCAAUCCUGCCCUCUAGUGAGAUUUAGGCCCUGCAAGAAUGCAGAUGGAAAAGGUAAUUACUCCUAUCCAGAAGUGUUUGGAAGCAAUGGCUGGUUGUGGGAGGGGAAUUCAAUGUUUUCUCCCAUAUUUCAUUCUUUUAUUAAUGGGAUGAAGCUGGCAAUCCUUUAAAGCUGAUGCAGCACCUACUUAAUCUUGUGAAGCUAAGUAGGAUCAAGCUUCACUCUUCAAGCUUCACUCUUCAAGCUUCCCUCAGUUGCAAAGUCAGUUUUGGGGAGUUUUCCUGCACCCCCAGGAUGAAGAACUGGCUGGCGUAGUCUUUGCUGAUCCUGUAGGGAGGCGAUCUUUUUUGUUGUGUGAAGGCACAUUGUGUUCCACCCCCACAGAUGCUUUCCCUUGGUUUAGUUCUUCCAAAGGAAGCUCCAGGCUCAGUUGAAGUGACAAUGAGGACGUCCCUGCGAUACCCCAAAGGACAGAUUGGGGCUAGAUCGUCCUGGAGAAAAAUUCAUUAAAAAAUCUUUAAAACAUCAGAUAGAGACAGAAUGAGCGUAUUUUCAGUCUUCUGUCAGUAGAUGGAGCUCUAACACUACACUGGAAAUCCUCCACUCUAAGAGCUGCAUUGGUGGUGGCUGAGCCGACAUCUAACGGGAGUGAUAGAGUUAAAACCACCGAAUAUUGCUAGAAAGGCUCUAGACCAGAGGAGAUGGGGAGGGGAACUUCCUCUUUCGGCUCCCAGAGGCGAUGGGCGGAGUGGAGGGUGGCUUUUCCCAGGGUCCAAGCAGCAGCUGGAAGCAGGUGAGAGACAAGGGAGAGAACAACAACAACAAAAUUUUGAGCUGGAAAAAAUGGAGUUUAUGGAACUGAAGUAAACAUUACCUAAGAAGUAAAGGGGGAUAAUAUCGGAAUAAAGAAACAGUUCAAAUAACUGGAUGUCAGUGGGAAGGAAAAGGUUCCUUGGACAGUCAAAAUGGGGAGACACAAGAGCACUUGCACUGGGAAGAAACUCUUUGGAUGUCCAGAUUGUGGAAAAAGUUUCACUUGGAAUUCCCAACUGGUGAUUCACCAGAGGACUCACACAGGAGAGAAACCAUAUGAGUGUCCGGAUUGUGGGAAAAGUUUCCAGAAGAAUUCCCACCUGGUGCAACAUCAGAGGACUCACACAGGAGAGAAACCAUAUAAGUGCAGUGAUUGUGAGAAAAGUUUCAGUCUGAGUUCCAUCCUCUUCAAACAUCGGAAGACUCACACAGUAGAAAAACCAUAUGAGUGUUCUGAUUGUGGGAAAAGUUUCAGUCAGAAUUUCCACCUAGUGAAACACCAGAAAACUCACACAGGAGAGAAACCAUAUGAGUGUCUAGAUUGUGGGAAAACCUUCAGUCAGAAUGAUAGCCUGGUGAGACACCAGAGGACUCACACAGGAGAGAAACCAUAUAAGUGUCGUGAUUGUGGGAAAUGUUUCUCUCAGAAUUUUAACCUGGUGAUACACCAGAGGACUCACACAGGAGAGAAACCAUAUAAGUGUUGUGAUUGUGGGAAAUGUUUCUCUCAGAAUUUUAACCUGGUGAUACACCAGAGGACUCACACAGGAGAGAAACCAUUUGAGUGUCCAGAUUGUGGGAAAAGUUUCAGUCUGAAUUCCCACCUGGUGAAUCAUCAGAGGACUCACACAGGAGAGAAACCAUAUGAGUGCCUGUAUUGUGGUAAAAAUUUCAGUCAAAAUUCCCACCUCGUGAAACACCAGAAAACUCACGCGGGAGAGAAACCAUAUGAGUGUCUAGAUUGUGGGAAAAGUUUCAGUCAGAAUGACAACCUGAUGAAACAUCAGAGGACUCACACAGGAGAGAAACCGUAUAAGUGUUUUGAUUGUGGAAAAUGUUUCUCUCGGAAUUCUAGCCUGGUGAUACACGAGAGGACUCACACGGGAGAGAAACCAUAUAAGUGCUUGGAUUGUGGGAAAAGUUUCAGUCAGAGUUCCCACCUGGUGAAACACCAGAAAGCUCACACAGGAGAGAAACCAUAUGAGUGUCCGGAUUGUGGGAAAAGUUUCCAGCAGAAUUCCCACUUGGUGGAUCAUCAGAGGACUCACACAGGAGAGAAACCAUAUGAGUGUCUGUAUUGUGGGAAAAGUUUCUCUCAGAGUUCUAGUCUGGUGAGACACAAGAGGAUUCACAAACGAGAGAAACCGUAUGAAUGUCCAGAUUGUGGGAAAAGUUUCACUCGAAGUUCCCACUUAGUGAAACACCAGAAAACUCACGCAGGAGAGAAACCAUUUGAGUGUCUAGAUUGUGGGAAAAGUUUCAGUCAGAAUGAUAACCUGGUGAAACAUCAGAGGACUCACACAGGACAGAAAGCAUAUAAGUGUUCUGAUUGUGGGAAAUGUUUCUCUCGGAAUUCUAGCCUGGUGAUACAUGAGAGGACUCACACGGGAGAGAAACCAUAUAAGUGCUUGGAUUGUGGAAAAAGUUUUAGUCAGAGUUCCCACCUGGUGAAACACCAGAAAGCUCACACAGGAGAGAAACCAUAUGAGUGUCCGGAUUGUGGGAAAAGUUUCCAGCAGAAUUCCCACCUGGUGGAUCAUCAGAGGACACACACAGGAGAGAAACCAUAUGAGUGUCUGUAUUGUGGGAAAAGUUUCUCUCAGAGUUCUAGUCUGGUGAGACACAAGAGGAUUCACAAACGAGAGAAACCGUAUGAAUGUCCAGAUUGUGGGAAAAGUUUCAGUCAGAAUUCCCACCUGGUGAAACACCAGAAAACUCACACAGGAGAGAAACCAUGAGUGUCUGGGUUGUCGGAAAAGAUUCCAGCAGCUUUCUCACCUGGUGAAACAUCGGAAGACUCACACAGGAGAAAAACCAUAUAAGUGUUGUGAUUGUGGGAAAGGGUUCUCUCAUAUUUCUAGCUAGGUGUACACAAGAGGACUGACAUGGGAGAGAAAUCCUAUGAAUGUCCGGAUUGUGGGAAAGAUUUCAGUACUGGGUCGAGCCUUAUAAAUCAUGUAAGGUUACACAUAGUGAAGUAACCAUUCAACUACCGAGAUUGCAGAUAAACAUCGUUUUGCACAAAAUUCUUCCCUGAUCACAGUUGGGGCAAAAUUUGAUGUGUGUAAAGGAAUGUUGAAAUUGGUUUCUUGUUUCAUUUGAAAGCCAGCUGAGUAAUUUAGCAUUUAAUUUCUUGCAUGAUUCUUUUAAUGAAACAUGUCUUAUUAUCAAACAUGAGGGGUGGGGUAGGGUAGGGUGGUCUGUUUUAGGUAUGUUUUCCACCUUGAGUUAUUUCUACAUAUAAUAAACGGGAAUAUAAAUAUGUAUGUAUUUAUGUAUUUUUAUUCAGUAACAAAAUGUAUAUGGCAGCCCAACUCAUAUGACUCCAUAUGGUUUACAGCAAUAAAACCUUAUUAGAGAAACCAAUAAACUCCCGUAUGUAGUAGGUGGCAAAAUGCAAAGCCUCUGCAUUUAAAGUGUAUUUGCCCUGCAAAUACAGAGCACUUCUAGUAAAGUUGCUGGCCUUUUGAUUCUUGCCUUUGUUCAAUUUUGAACUUAACCAGGCCUCCUGGCUUUACUAAUUAUGUUCAUGGCAGAUGCCAUUCUUGCUCAAAACUGGCUAUCUUUUCUUUUAUGUACACUGAGAGCAUAUGCACGAAAACAAAUUCCUUGUGUGUCCAAUCACCCUUGGCCAAUAAAAAAUUCUGUUCUGUU
This is a messenger RNA of Ahaetulla prasina, 7802 nucleotides long. Its product is annotated as zinc finger protein 271-like. Lineage: Eukaryota; Metazoa; Chordata; Lepidosauria; Squamata; Colubridae. Bases 5081 to 6886 code for a protein of 601 amino acids. The record is from RefSeq and is a predicted model, not a curated record. Gene Ontology annotation, biological process: regulation of transcription by RNA polymerase II. Gene Ontology annotation, molecular function: DNA-binding transcription factor activity, RNA polymerase II-specific; RNA polymerase II cis-regulatory region sequence-specific DNA binding. The transcript is spliced from 4 exons.